CCAACAUGGUGCCACCAGAACCGUACAGCUUGUCAGCCCACAGUAUGUCUUAUACACAGACACAGAGUUGGAGCAAUCAAGAAGCACCUUUUUUGAAAAACACCAUGCUGGACAAGGAGACUAUAUAGUUUCCAAAGAUCUUCGCUGUCGAUUAAUCAGAAAUACAGUAACAAGCAUGAUUUCCAUUAAGAGAGCGGCAGGGGAUGACUUCCAGUAUCCAUGCAGCCGUGAACUCACUAUGAUGAAGAAGCGUCUCGUAGAGUACUACUCAAUGCUGCGGAACAGAUCUGCAGCCAGUGGAGCUGAGUGGGAAUCUGUGAAGAAGCAGCUUUUGAAAAAGAUUCAGAAUGUGACAACUCCCAAAAAGAAGCAGAAAUUACUGAGAGCCUACAGAACCAGGCGAGACAUUAUAAAACUCUACAGGAGAUGUACAAAACCAAGGCCAGAUCCAACCAGAAGGAUGUUUCCCCAGCUUCAGGACCUUGAAUUCCAAGCAAGACGGGCCUUCAUCGACUCUGAUACAACUAAGGAGCAGGACAGGCCUACCAAGAUACUUCAAGCGUAUCCCUGCUUCAGAGAACUGGAUCAUGUUAUGGAUGAACUCCGGCGGAUCCUCGAUCGAGGGAACUCCCGCUUCAUACCUGAACUGAAGACCCGCUGGGGGACCUUUUACAACCAGGCACAGUUUUAUGGAGUGUUCAAAAAGGUCAUGAAGCCACCGCUGCUGGACAAAGUCAAACACUCAAUCGCCAUGAUGAAGACUUUACCAGACAUGUUCCCAUCACCUGUGUCUCCACCCAAGAAAUUAGGACAUGCAAGUGAGGCUAUGCUUCACAUCCUUGAGUCUGCAGAAGACCCCAACAACUUUCUUCAGGCAAGACCACUCUUCAGCCCUGUCGUGACUGUCUGCGAAACCAUCUGCAUACUGGCCAUUGGAACAUGCCUGUGCUGACCUUCCCAAAAGAGGACAUCUAUGCCAUCGUAAUGUAUCUUAUGGCGUGUUAUUAUGCCUUUCACCUCACAUAUCCCAAGUGCAUUGCGACACUCCUCUCUGUGCUGCAGACAGAAGUCCUCUCGGAUGCCAUCCACGACCGGGACAGGCUAAGGCUAUGGCCGAGUGGAAAAAGUUCAUUACUGACUAGGGUUGCACGAUACAAUUUUUUCAUUUCCGGUCCCGAUAACAGAACUGUGUGUAUCGGCCGAUCCGAGAACCGAUCCGAUAACCUUUAAUAAAUAGGCAGGGCGUUUGUUGUUUAUUAUAAGGUUUAAAGCACUAUCACGUUUGUUAUCUUGACAUAGGUCUUACAUUUUCAUUUUCACCUUGACCACCAAUGACUGUUGUUGUUUUUGCAUCCUUUGUUCUGCCCAUAUGCGGCCACUGGAUAUACUGAGUCCUCAAUAAGGAGGUGAAAAGAAAUUAGAUAGUCUUGCUUUAGGAAAAUUUAUCUCAUUUCUAGUAGUAGUACAAGUACAUUUAUCUUAGUCAGGAUUACUUAUUUUAAGCACAAUAUGCUAUUUUUCUGUAAAUUCCAGGGAAUAUAGCCUUAUUUCAAGACGAUUGCAAUAGCAUUGGAUGCAAAAUUUAAGCACAUUUUCCUACAUAUUGAGAAAAUAAUUCUUAAAUAUUUUCUUUGUAUCCAGACAAAUGUAUUUGUUUUUAGUCUGGCCGCACUAGUUUAGAUUUCUUUGCGUUCUUUGAGACUAGAUAUCUUUACUUUAAGUAAUAUUUCCCCAAUUUUACUGCGUUUUUUUCCCUUGUUUUUGAGAGCUGACUUUUUGCAGUGCAUCGUUGGGGCCCCAGUGAAGAUGGUCAAAAUCUUCAAGUUCCUCGGCAUGCAUGUCACUGACAACCUGAAAUGGUCCCUUCACACAGACAGCGUGGAGAAGAAGGCACAACAAUGCCUCUUCAACUUCAGAAGGCUGAAGAAAUUGAGAGCAUCCUGUCGGGCUGUAUCCGUAUCACCGUCUGGUACAGCAAUUGCACCGCCCGGUGUUACAGGGUGGCCAAGAAGAUCAUAGCCACCCGAGCCACAGCCAGUUCACCCCACUAUCAUCUAGAAGGCGUUGACAGUACAGAUGCAUCAAAGCCGAGAACGAGAGACUGAGAUACAGCUUCUCCCUCCAGGCCAUCAGACAGUUAAACAGUCACCACUACUCUUAUAGGCUGACCACACCGCUCGCGUCGCGUAUGCGAGCGUUGCAAAAUAAAUUUAGAAAACUAUGUUAUUCAAUUAUUGCACCCACACUACUUGCGCACACCAACGAGCGACUGCAUUGCCAAGGGCUAAAAUAGAAAUCAGUUCUAUUUCUGACGCAGAUCGCGUUGCAAGUCCUGCCUCUCCCA
Messenger RNA from Salmo salar (Atlantic salmon), 2344 nucleotides. RefSeq lists its product as uncharacterized. The record is from RefSeq and is a predicted model, not a curated record. NCBI's taxonomy places the organism in Eukaryota, Metazoa, Chordata, Actinopteri, Salmoniformes, Salmonidae.